Messenger RNA from Ustilaginoidea virens, 411 nucleotides. RefSeq lists its product as uncharacterized. The record is from RefSeq and is a predicted model, not a curated record. The coding region runs from base 1 to 411 and encodes 136 amino acids. Gene Ontology annotation, cellular component: P-body; U6 snRNP; spliceosomal tri-snRNP complex. Gene Ontology annotation, biological process: P-body assembly; nuclear-transcribed mRNA catabolic process; mRNA splicing, via spliceosome. Lineage: Eukaryota; Fungi; Ascomycota; Sordariomycetes; Hypocreales; Clavicipitaceae. Gene Ontology annotation, molecular function: U6 snRNA binding. The transcript is spliced from 4 exons.
AUGUUGCCCCUCAGCCUGCUCAAUGCCGCCCAAGGCCACCCAAUGCUCGUUGAGCUCAAAAACGGCGAGACGCUAAACGGCCAUCUUGUCCAGUGCGACACCUGGAUGAAUCUCACCCUGCGGGAAGUCGUGCAAACCAGUCCUGGAGGUGACAAAUUCGUCCGAUUAAAAGAAGCCUAUGUCAAAGGAAAUAAUAUCAAAUACCUUCGCGUCGACAACGACAUCAUCGACCGAGUAAGUGAGGCUCAAAAGGGACAGCAAGCGAGUUUCAGAGGCGGCCGCAGCGGCCACAGUCACGGUCCGUCAAGAGGCGACCAUGGCCACCCCCACGGUGGUUUUGGCGGCGGCGACAGAGGUAGAGGCGCCCGAGGCGCCGGCCGUGGCGGCCGGGGACGAGGCCGUGGAUCAUGA